Messenger RNA from Trichoderma atroviride IMI 206040, 2157 nucleotides. RefSeq lists its product as uncharacterized. Gene Ontology annotation, molecular function: purine nucleosidase activity. Gene Ontology annotation, cellular component: cytosol. Gene Ontology annotation, biological process: purine nucleoside catabolic process. Lineage: Eukaryota; Fungi; Ascomycota; Sordariomycetes; Hypocreales; Hypocreaceae. The record is from RefSeq and is a predicted model, not a curated record.
GCGGUUGUGGAUGAGUUGAAAGGAUUUAGUAUUAAAGACUUUCAUAAUCCCGUAGCCUUGUUGAGAGAUUUGUUCGUCUAGACCUGUCGGACCUUCCCUUUAGAUCGAGAAAAGCUCCAAUUUUGCGCUUGAAGAGUUGUUUAAAUCUGUCCAAAAUGGCACCAAAAUCUAAAAUCAUAUUGGACACUGAUCCAGGUGUUGACGAUGUCAUGGCCCUUCUCCUGGCCCUCAGCGCCUCUCCCGAGGAGCUUGAGUUGGCCAUGAUCUCAGUCACGUACGGCAACGUUCCUCUACAAUGCUGCCUUCGCAACGUAGCUGCGUUGUACCACGUCCUAGAAAAGGAAUUCGAGUGGAGGAAGUCCCAGGGUCGCCCAGAAGGCUAUGAGACCUUGAAGGCCCACAAGACCAUCGUGGCUGCUGGUGCUGAACAUUCACUGGCAGACCCUGUCUUGGCUGCUGAUUACUUCCAUGGCGCUGAUGGGUUGCACAACGUCCAUGAUAUACACACUGACUUGAGCCCCGCCGAAACUUGGAAGGCCCUCUUCGAUAAAGAAGACGGCAAUGACCACACCUCAUCCUACCCACGCUUCACCCCAUCCAAGGAGCCCGCCCACAAAGAAAUGCUGCGUCUUCUCAGAGAGAACCCUGCAGACACCAUCAGCAUUCUCGCCGUUGGGCCCCUCACAAACGUUGCACUGGCUGCUACCGAGGACCCUGAGACGUUCCUCAAGGUCAAGGAGCUGAUAGUCAUGGGCGGAGCCGUCGAGGUCCCCGGUAACGUCACUCCCUCGGCAGAGUUCAACACUUACGCGGACCCCCUUGCCGCCGCUCUUGUCUAUGCUCUUUCAUCGCCCAGCCCAGCAUCGACAAUGCCCCCCAUUCCUAGCAACGUCAACAUCAAGCCGUACCCUGCGAAACUCUCUCGCCGACUUACAGUAACUCUGUGCCCACUAGACAUUACGGAACGCCAUGCCAUCAACAAGAACUACUUUGUCGAAACGGUUCAGCCCUACAUUGAUGCCGGCAGCCCUCUUGCUCGAUGGGCUAGCCACUUCAUCAACGGAGCUUUCAACAAGAUCGACUCUAUGGAGGGUGAUGGCAACGAGCCAGCCCUGGCAUUGCAUGAUCCCUUCACAGUUUGGUACGUGCUGACCCACGACGACCCCCGAUGGAAGGUGCCCGCGAAGCCUGAAGAUCUCCGAGUCGAGACAGUCGGGCAGUGGACCAAGGGAUCGUACAUCCUGGACAAGCGUAUUAGAUCCAAGCCCGGUGAGGCUGCUCUGGUGGAUCUGACAGAUGACGUUGAGGCCGACCCUCAUCUCGUCACUCUGGAUGAGGUCCCCGGCGACACAAUGGGAUGGUUGAGCGUCCGCAAGGGAAACAGAAUCAGGCGGGUGAUUGGAACCCCUGGAGAGAACACCUUCAAAGAGGUAUGGAUGCAGCGCGUAUUUGGUUAAUGCAACCUUUGUUUUAAAAUCCCUUUUGCAGAAAGGCUUUUGCAUGUGUAUAUCCCAACUCCAAGCACUCCAAGUGCCUAAAUGACCCCGUACCCGAAACAAAAAUUAACUCUAAUUGGUUCCUCUCUUUCUCUUGUAAAUCCUUCAACUCGCUGCCCCGUGAUAUCUUGGAGUACGGUUCUUGAAAGGAUGAUUUCUAAACGUGUUUAAUUCCUCCUAUUACCGCCCCCUUUACUUGUGUCCAGUCUAUGCUCUCGUCUAGCGUUUCGUCGACAAGGCCAAUUGAGCAAACGUUGUCGCCUCGUACGAGAUACAACCCCAGAGGGACCUCGGCUGAUGGAUCCGGAUCGUCAGGUGUUCGGAUAAUCCUCUCCAAGGCGUUUUUCAGAACCAGAUUUGUCGACGCAUCACAUGCUGCCAGCUCCCCAACAAGGAUUCGCGAGUCUGCCGUCACGAUCAGGACCUUUUUGUUGAGGUAGCCUCCCAGAGUGGCCAUUGUGAUGUGACAGCCGCGGGUAAACGCUCUCUAAAGGAAGAAUUCAACAACCCGUAGCGAAAGCAAAAGAGCGGUGGUAUAGAGGGUUCGGUUGGUUGAUACGGGUAAUGUUUGGCGAGAGACUGUUUAAGUGGAAGCUCCCCAUGGUCAUCUUUUUUUGAAGCAAAGCACCAUAGCUCUAGGCCGCGCUAAGCUGUUUCUGGG